Chrysochloris asiatica (Cape golden mole) is the source of this 1467-nucleotide messenger RNA. RefSeq names its product chromosome unknown open reading frame, human C9orf41 (gene CARNMT1). The transcript has 8 exons. Gene Ontology annotation, molecular function: S-adenosylmethionine-dependent methyltransferase activity. The coding region runs from base 1 to 1233 and encodes 410 amino acids. The record is from RefSeq and is a predicted model, not a curated record. NCBI's taxonomy places the organism in Eukaryota, Metazoa, Chordata, Mammalia, Afrosoricida, Chrysochloridae.
AUGCAACGACGGCGGCGCCCUCCGCCGCCCGCCUCGCAGCUGCCGGAGGGCUGCGGGGGAGGUGGCCGCGGUGGCGGCGGUGGGAGUGAGGAGGUAGAAGUGCAGUUCUCCACCGGGCGUUUGGGAUCGGGGCCGGCGGUUUCAGCGGAGGCCGCGCGCAGCACCGAAGAGGAGGAGGAGCGGCUGGAGCGCGAGCACUUCUGGAAGAUCAUUAAUGCCUUCCGCUACUACGGCACCAGUAUGCAUGAGCGAGUGCACCGAACAGAAAGACAGUUUCGAUCACUUCCAGCUAAUCAACAGAAACUACUUCCUCAGUUUCUUCUUCACUUGGACAAGAUCCGGAACUGCAUUGAUCAUAAUCAAGAAAUACUACUGACCAUUGUGAAUGAUUGCAUACAUAUGUUUGAAAAUAAAGAAUAUGGAGAAGAUGGGCUUGGAAAGAUUAUGCCAGCAUCUACAUUUGACAUGGAUAAGUUAAAAUCCACAUUGAAACAGUUUGUGAGAGAUUGGAGUGAAACUGGGAAAACAGAGAGGGAUGCCUGCUACCAGCCAAUCAUUAAAGAAAUUCUAAAAAAUUUUCCAAAAGAGAGAUGGGAUCCUUCUAAAGUAAAUGUUCUGGUACCUGGUGCUGGACUAGGAAGACUGGCCUGGGAAAUAGCUAUGCUAGGUUAUGCUUGUCAAGGAAAUGAAUGGAGUUUUUUUAUGCUCUUUUCUUCCAACUUUGUACUCAACAGAUGUUCUGAAAUUAAUAAAUAUCAGCUUUAUCCCUGGAUCCAUCAGUUUAGCAAUAACCGGAGAUCAGCUGAUCAGAUUCGACCAAUAUUUUUUCCUGAUGUUGACCCCCACAGUCUUCCUCCUGGUUCUAACUUUUCUAUGACAGCAGGAGAUUUCCAGGAGAUAUACUCAGAAUGCAAUACCUGGGACUGUAUUGCUACCUGUUUCUUCAUAGAUACAGCUCACAAUGUGAUUGAUUAUAUUGAUACAAUAUGGAAAAUACUCAAGCCAGGUGGAAUUUGGAUAAAUCUUGGUCCUCUGCUGUACCACUUUGAAAAUUUGGCAAAUGAACUUUCUAUAGAAUUGAGCUAUGAAGACAUUAAGAAUGUUGUUCUGCAAUAUGGAUUCCAGGUAGAGGUGGAAAAAGAAUCUGUCUUGUCAACAUAUACUGUGAAUGAUCUCUCCAUGAUGAAAUACUACUACGAAUGUGUCUUGUUUGUGGUUCGUAAACCACAAUAAUUGUCUCAAAUGAUAUUUACAGGAAAAAAGUUUUAACAAGAACAAAUGCUGAAAUAAACAAUUCACAACCAACUAUUAGUAAUGACAAGACAAGACCUCAAAUCAGUGGUGCCUUCUUAUUCCUAAAACAAUUUAGAAAUAACAUCUAUUUUCUUAAUAUGUGUUUAUUGCUUUUUCUGAACUAUAUUAUGCCAUGUAUAUUUGAAUGAGACAAGUGAAAAUGGAGGAAAAGUC